Messenger RNA from Penicillium concentricum, 1173 nucleotides. RefSeq names its product putative extracellular cellulase CelA/allergen Asp F7-like. Lineage: Eukaryota; Fungi; Ascomycota; Eurotiomycetes; Eurotiales; Aspergillaceae. The transcript is spliced from 2 exons. The record is from RefSeq and is a predicted model, not a curated record. The coding region runs from base 1 to 1173 and encodes 390 amino acids.
AUGAAGUGUCUUCGUCUGGCCUCCGUGGCCGCUCUUAUCAGCGCCGCUACUGUCUCCGCUGGUCCCUUGCGCAUCCGGGAAGAUGACGGAUUUUGCCCCAAGGGCUACACCAUGAGCGUCUACUACAAGACCAUCUAUGCAUCUGCGACCUCUGUACAGUCUACAGUUGCCUCGUCUACUACGGCUGCUGUUCUGUCUCAAACCACCGCUGCGCCCGCAGUGACCACAUCGACUACUUCCAUUGUCGUGGAGUCUACGACUUCCGCCCCAGUUGUCCAAAUCGAGACUACCACCUCUUCCGCCCCUGCUGCUGAGACCACAGCUGCCGAGACCGAAAUUAAGAAGACCGCUCCGGCUGUGGUAAUUCCCCCCACUUCACUUGCGACUCUUCCCGUCGAGCCCACUGCUGUCCCUGUCGUGAAGGCCCCAGUCGUGAAGGCCCCAGUCGUGGAUGCUCCAGUCGUGGAUGCCCCCGAGAAAACCACCACUAAGGCUAUCGUCGAAGCUCCCAGCACUUCUACCAAAUCUUCUACUUCCUCCUCUUCCACCAAGUCUGCAUCUACCAGCCCCUCCGAGGGAAGCCCCGGCAAGGCCACCUUCUACGGCGGCAAUGUUGGCGGCGGAACCUGUUCGUUCUCCGGCUACACCCUCCCGAGCCACCUCUUCGGUGCAGCCCUCUCUCUCCAGCGAUGGGAUGACGCAGCCAACUGCGGUGCCUGUGUCUCCGUCACCGGUCCCAAUGGUAACUCCAUCAAGGCAAUGAUCGUCGAUCAAUGCCCCGAAUGCGAAAGCAACCACCUCGAUCUCUUCCAGGAUGCUUUCGCCGAGCUCUCGGACAUCUCCGCCGGCAUCAUCCAGACCAGCUGGUCAUAUGUCUCCUGCGAUCUGGACGGACCCCUCAAGCUUAAGAACAAGGAGGGCACAUCCGCCUACUGGUUCUCGAUGCAAGUUGUUAACGCCAACGAGCCUGUGGCUUCGUUGGAUGUUUCCACCGAUGGCGGUAGCACGUGGCAGGGAACCUCCCGCCAGUACUACAACUUCUUCGAGAACUCUGCUGGAUUCGGUACUAGCACCGUUGAUGUGCGUAUUACCGGUGCUAGUGGCAAGACUGUUGUUGUUAAGAACGUCGGUGUCGGUUCUGGCAACGUGGUUACUGCCAACUCGAACCUGUAA